ACAAACAUUGGCAGUAGAAUGGUCCGUACUAAAGAGCUCAGUGACUUUCAACGUGGCACCGUCAUAGGAUGCCACCUUUCCAACAAGUCAGUUCGUCAAAUUUCUGCCCUGCUAGAGCUGCCCCGGUCAACUGUAAGUGCUGUUAUUGUGAAGUGGAAACGUCUAGGAGCAACAACAGCGCAGCCGCGAAGUGGUAGGCCACACAAGCUCACAGAACUGGACCGCCGAGUGCUGAAGCAUGUAGCACGUACAAAUCGUCCAUCCUCUGUUGCAACACUCACAACUGAGUUCCAAACAGCCUCUGGAAGCAAGGUCAGCACAAGAACUGUUCGUCGGGAGCUUCGUGAAAUGGGUUUCCAUGGCCGAGCAGCCGCUCACAAGCCUAAAAUCACCAAGUCAGGCCUUCAAGCAGUGACUGUCGCUGAUGAUAUCAAGGAAAAAGUAAAACUUGACUUACCUAAAGUCAAAGGUCAACUGCUCAUUUUCGGCGCCACCAACUGGGAUCUCAUCGGAAGGAAAGAGGUGCCAAAAGCACAAGCGGCCUUCAGGAACCUAGGCCAGAACUUGUGGGGUCCUCACCGCUACGGCAGCAUGAGUGACGUGCAGGUCAGCAGUGUGGUGUCUGGGCCCUGUGCUGCCCACAGCCUCCUAAUCACCACUGAGGGCAAGCUCUGGAGCUGGGGUCGAAAUGAAAAGGGUCAGCUGGGUCACGGGGACACCAAGCGCCUGGAGGCCCCAAAACUGAUUGAGGCCCUCGCAGAUGAAGUGGUGGUGGCUGCAGCCUGUGGACGCAACCACACCCUGGCAUUGACAGAGGGUGGCACCGCCUACUCGUUUGGAGAAAACAAACUGGGCCAGCUGGGCCAGGGCAACCAAACAGAUGCAGUCCUCAGUCCAGCCCUGAUCCAGUACAAUGGGCAGCCCUUGGUCAAGGUGGCGUGUGGGGCAGAGUUCAGCAUGGUGGUGGACUGCAAAGGAAACCUCUACUCGUUCGGGUGCCCAGAGUAUGGCCAGCUAGGACACAACUCUGACGGCAAGUUCAUUGCCCGCGCCCAGCGCAUCGAGUUUGACUGUGAGACCAUUGCACGCCGCGUGGCCAUCUUCAUCGAGAAGAGUAAAGACGGCCAGGUGACGCCUGUACCUAACGUGGUGGUCCGAGACGUCGCCUGCGGAGGCAAUCACACGCUGAUAUUGGACUCCCAGAAGCGGGUGUUUUCCUGGGGCUUUGGUGGUUAUGGACGGCUGGGUCACACGGAGCAGAAGGACGAGAUGGUGCCCAGACUGGUGAAGCUCUUCGACUUCCCCGGGCGCGGGGCAUCCCAAAUCUACACUGGCUAUCAGUGCUCCUUCACUGUAAAUGAGAUGGGAGGGCUAUUUUUCUGGGGGGUCACCAAUACCUCGCGGGAGUCUACCAUGUACCCCAAGGCCGUGCAGGACCUGUGUGGCUGGAAGGUCCGCAGUCUGGCGUGCGGGAAAAGCAGUAUAGUUAUCGCUGCAGACGACAGCACCAUCAGCUGGGGACCCUCCCCCACCUUUGGAGAACUGGGAUACGGAGACAACAAGGCCAAGUCCUCCACUACUGCUCAGGAGAUGAAGACCCUGGAUGGAGUUUACACUGAACAGGUGGUGAUGGGAUACGCACACUGCCUGGUCAUCGCCAGACAGGAUACUCCACAGGAGCAAGAGAUGCUCAAGAAGCUACCAGAGUACAACCCAGGCCCCCUCUGAUGGGGCACCAUCCAGCCACCUUACCAUUUGUCAACAGAUUCUCUCCAGAAUGCAUCUCCCCUUUAGGUCACCUUUGUAAGGCUUGAUGGAUGGCUGGGGAGGGUGGGCUCUUGUAUGUAUGCGAACACAAACAAGUCAGUUCUUUUUGUGUUUGUUCCCAAAGACCAAUGACAUUUUUUUUGUUCAUGAAGUCCAUGGCAGUAUUACUUUUUGUCAGGUCGAUCUGUAUGCAUUGUCAGAAUACAAUCGGGAUCUGAGACAUUGUGCCAUCAAGUUGAUGCUCUCCGGCCAUUGACUUCUGUUACAUUCUUUGGUUAAUCUCUUCACUUGUAUGAUUAAAUGUUGGUGCCAAGGAUGCGCAACUGUCCCUCAGGCCAGUAUCUGCUUGUCAUUCAAGACUUUUUUCACCUCAGUGACCCCUUUUAGCCUGGGAAUAUAGGUGUGGGCACUGCAAUCUUGGCAAUGAGAACCAGCAUGAAUGUGGUUUUGCGACUCUCUUUUAGUGCAAAUGGUUAACAGGGUGUGGUUAUCCUAGUUUUAAAUCAAGACUGGUUGUUUUUCUUAAUUUGUUUUGGUGUCUGGGUCAGAAGGCCCGCAUGUUUUUUACAUUUCAAAUGUGGAAAUGGUAAAGGUUAAUUAAAUUGGUUGAUUUUGUUCAGUCUGUUCUGACAUCUCUCUCCUGCCCCAAGAGGGGUUAAAAGCUUUUGUUGGCCAGUACAUCUUGUCACCACUGCUGUCAACAGCCUGGUUUUGACCACUGUAUGUAGCAGUUAGUAUGCAUCCAUCUGCUGACCAAUCAUCCACCGUACUUUGGGUGAGCUAGGAGUAGAUGACUGGGAUCAUACAGGUGGGCAAGUUUCUUCUACAUACCGAUGAUGUUCACUCCAUGGGUUGAUUUUGGGCCACACUUCUAGCACCAAUCUGAUUUAACCAAUUCUGACAAGCAAAUUUCCCCAUUUACCAAUGAGCAUAUCACACUUUACACAGGUUCUGAGCUGCCAAAUACUUGAGAUUCAUUUACAGAUGGUUAUGCUGGAUUAACAUUGGAAGGUUGACUGUUUUGUCUGCAUUUUGGGAGUUAUGGCUAGCUGAAUCUAGUGCCUUCAGAAAGUAUUCAUACCUGUUCAGUUGUUUCAGCCUGAAUGUAAAAUGUACUACAUUAUUUUUUUUACCCUUGUAUACAAACACCCCAUAAUGUCAGAAUUGUUUAAAUUUGUACAAAUGAAAUAGCUGAAAUGUCUUGAUUCAUAAGUAUUCCACACCUUUUGUUAUGGCAAUCCUAAAUAUGUUCAGGAGUAAAAAUGUGCUUAAGUCACAAGUUAUGUAUAACAUGAUUCUUUAAUGACUGCCUCAUCUCUGUACCCCACACAUACAAUUAUCUAAGGUCACUCAGUUGAGCAAUGAAUUUCAACCAAAGACCAGGGAGGUUUUCCAAUGCCUCUUAAAGGACACCUAUUUGUAGAUGGAUAAAAAUGACAAAAUCUGACACUGAAUACCCCUUUGAGCAUGGAUAAGUUAAUGACACUUUGAAUUCUGUAUCAAUACACCAGUCACUACAAGGAUACAGGCGUCCUUCCUAACUCAACAACAUUGUUACUUCACAAUACUAACCUAGUUGACAGGGUGAAAAGGAAGCCUGUACAGAAUAUUCCAUCAAGGCACUAAAUACAAACUGUUAUGUUUGUGGCAAAUCCAAAACUGCACUUGAGUACCACUCUCCAUAUUUUCAAGCAUAGUGGUGGCUGCAUCAUGUUAUGGGUAAGCUUGUAGUCAUUAGGCACUGGAGUUUUUCAGGAUAAAAAAAUGAAACAUAGGAGCUAAGCACAAGAAAAAUCCUAGAGGAAACCUGGUUGUCUGCUUUCUGGAAGUUGAAUUCACCUUUCAGCAGUGAUGUUCGAGUGGCCGAGUUAUUGACUUAAAUCUGCUUAAAUCUAUGGCGAGACCUAAAAAUGGUCUAGCAAUGCUCUGCUAAUUUGACAGAGCUGUAUGAGUUUAAAGAAUGGGAAAAUGUCACAACCCAGGUGUGGAAAGCUCUUAGCCAGAAAGACUACAAAAAGACUACAAAGUUGACUCAGGGGUGUGAAUACUUAUGUAAAUGAGCUAUUUCUGUAAUCCUUUUUCAAUAAAUUUGCAAACAUGUUUUCACUUA
Molecule: messenger RNA, 3877 nt
Organism: Oncorhynchus kisutch (coho salmon)
Lineage: Eukaryota; Metazoa; Chordata; Actinopteri; Salmoniformes; Salmonidae
Product: protein RCC2 homolog
Exons: 10
Coding region: 19-1728 (569 amino acids)
Biological process (GO): negative regulation of GTPase activity; DNA integration; DNA transposition
Cellular component (GO): membrane
Molecular function (GO): small GTPase binding; DNA binding
Source: RefSeq, a predicted model, not a curated record